UGACGCCGGUGGGGCCGCGCGGGUCACGAGGGCCACCGAGGCCGGGGCGGCAGGGGCGACAUGGCCUCGGAGCGGGCGGUGCGCGCCCGGCUGCAGCGCGCGGGCCAGGAGCACCUCCUGCGGUUCUGCGCGGAGCUGGAGCCCGGGCCGCGCGCCGCGCUGCUGGCCGAGCUGGCGCCGCUGGAGCCCGAGGCGCUGCGCGAGCACUGCCUGCGCGCGGCCGCCGCCUGUGCGCGCCCCCCGGGGCCCCCGCCCGACCUGGCCGCGCGCCUGCGGCCCCUGCCCCGCGAGCGUUUGGGCAGCGCCGUCCGGAGCGACCCCGAGACGCGGCGGCUCUGGGAGGAGGAAGGUUUGCGCCAGAUCGCCCUGAACAAGGUGGCGGUGCUGCUGCUGGCUGGCGGGCAGGGCACUCGCCUGGGCGUGACCUACCCCAAGGGCUUGUACCAGGUGGGACUGCCCAGCGAGAAGACCCUGUACCAGCUGCAGGCGGAGCGGAUCCGGCGGGUGGAGCAGCUGGCUGGCAGGCGCCACGGGACCCGCUGCACGGUGCCCUGGUACAUCAUGACGAGCGAGUUCACGCUGGGGCCCACGGCCGAGUUCUUCAGGGAACGUGGCUUCUUCCACCUGGACCCCGGCAACGUGGUCAUGUUUGAGCAGCGCAUGCUGCCCGCCGUGACCUUCGAUGGCAGGGCCAUCCUGGAGCGGAAAGACAAGGUUGCCAUGGCCCCAGACGGCAAUGGAGGCCUGUACCGUGCGCUGGCCGACCACGGGAUCUUGGAGGACAUGGAGCGCCGGGGCGUGGAGUUCGUGCACGUGUACUGUGUGGACAACAUCCUUGUGCGGCUGGCCGACCCCGUCUUCAUCGGCUUCUGUGUGCUGCAGGGCGCGGACUGUGGCGCCAAGGUGGUGGAGAAGGCGUGCCCCGCGGAGCCGGUGGGCGUGGUGUGCCUGGUGGACGGCGCCCCCCAGGUGGUGGAGUACAGCGAGAUCAGCCCCGAGACCGCCAGCCUCCGCGCGCCCGGCGGGGGCCUGCUCUACAGCGCGGGCAACAUCUGCAACCACUUCUUCACGCGGAGCUUCCUCCAGGCGGUCACCAGGGAGUUCGAGCCCUUGCUGCAGCCGCACGUGGCUGUGAAGAAGGUCCCGUACGUGGACGAGGAGGGGAACCCGGUGAGGCCGCUCACCCCGAACGGGAUCAAGAUGGAGAAGUUCGUGUUCGACGUGUUCCCGUUCGCUGAGAACUUCGUGGCCUUCGAGGUGCUGCGGGAGGAGGAGUUCUCCCCUCUGAAGAACGCUGACUCGGCCGACAGGGACAACCCCACCACGGCCCGGCGGGCCCUGCUCGCCCAGCACCUCCGCUGGGCCCUGCAGGCAGGGGCCCGCUUCGUGGACGCUCACGGGGCCCCGCUCCCGGAGCUGGCCAGCCCGCCCAGCGGUGGAGAGCCUCCGGCCGUCUGCGAGAUCUCGCCGUUGGUGUCCUACUCUGGAGAGGGUCUGGAGGUGCACCUGCGAGGCCGGGAGUUCCAGUCCCCACUCAUCCUGGACGAGCACCGGGUCGGGGCAUCGCAGCCGUGACGCUCGGCCCCGCCAGCCCCUGGGGUCCGCAGGCGGGUGGGUGCGGCCCUGGCCCGGGGCUCUGGGCAGGAGCGCAGGCAGGAAGAGCCCUGGCUUACUCCGCGAGGGUGGGACCGGUUGCCAUGGACACAAGUGACCACAGGCCUCCUGUGGGCUCCAGUCUUGGGCGUGGGGUCCAGGUGGGAGGCAGAGGGACUCUGGACCUUGGACGGUGGGGCUGAGGGGUGUGUGGCAUCACUGAGGACAGCAGACCCUGCCUGGGAGUGAGGCGGGACAGUGGCCUCUCUGGGGAGCCCCAGCCACACCCGGCUUUUCUACAGAUGAACAGACCCAACGAGAGGAGGGCCGCUGCCCCCUUCCUGGCAGCUGAACCAGUAAUGGGUGCGGCUGGGGGUGCACAGCCCAGCCUGCCGGCCGAGGCCGACAGCAGAGAAACCUGACUCAUCACCAUGAAGGGCUGGCGGCACCGGGGACCCAAUUCUCUCCAUUCCCUCCGAGGCCGUGGCCCUCUGUCACGUCUGUGGCCGGUUUGAGCUGCUGAGGGUUAGGUACUGCCUCCAAGAACCUGUGGGACCAGUACCCCGGCCUCCUGUGGUGGUCAUUGAUCUGGAAUUUAACCAGAUGGGGCGCCAUCCCUCACCCAGUCGGCCAGCGGCUUCUGAUCUUGGUGCUCACACUCCUCCCCUGCUCUAUGGAGGGGCCUGGGUGCAGCCUCCAUACUCGGGGCCACGGCACCCUCCCCGCAUCCCCACAGCCUGGCUGAGGCUGGGGGGAGCCAGCUGGUCCUGGCUCUGCUGCUCUGGGCCCCAGCGUCUCCUUCCCCUCUGGACUCGGCACAGGGGCAUCUACCUCCCCGCUGACGUGAAGAGCAGCCGCAGCUAAGCCCGGUCCCCUGCCCUCCCUCCACAGCCCCUUACAAGCCUGCAGGGAAUGCCGGGGUUCCCCAGGGUGAGGGUGCUGUCAGGACGGGGGGAUCAGGUGCAGCUGAUUUCUCCAGGGGCUUGGCGUGGACGGUGGCUUCUCUCUGCAUCGCCACCUGGGCACCAUGGCGGAGUCAGGGCCAUGCCCAGGUCUUCCAGUCUCUUGCAAACCUCAAAACCAAACCGUGUGCCUUAGGAUCCUCUUCUCAGCGGCUCCACAGGCAAGUGGGGGCCGAGGGCACAGGGUCCACCAGGCGGAGGCCCGGGUCCGGGGUCCUGCCCAGAGCGGCUCACGACCAGAACUGGAGCCGGGAACACAGCACAAUCUCUCUGAUGAGUAACGUUUUCUGGGCAAACCAUUGAAACAGCUCACGUAAAAACACACAUGUUUUCAGAUAAAGUUUCAGAGAGCAGAGGGCCCAGGUGCCCUUCACCGCGUUCCCCACAUUUGUAGCUUCAGUGGCUCCAGGACGCCACCACCCAGUACUCCUGCUCAGGCACUUCUCACCGAUGUGCCUCCCUGUGUCCCCUCUGUAUUCUGGAAGCUGGGUGGUGCCGUCACCACAAAGAUCUUCCUGCCUUUAUCUCUAACCCCAGACAACUGCUAAUGAAACAGCUGUGUU
Eptesicus fuscus (big brown bat) is the source of this 3118-nucleotide messenger RNA. It is a transcript of the gene UAP1L1, whose product is annotated as UDP-N-acetylglucosamine pyrophosphorylase 1 like 1. Gene Ontology annotation, biological process: UDP-N-acetylglucosamine biosynthetic process. Gene Ontology annotation, molecular function: UDP-N-acetylglucosamine diphosphorylase activity. Bases 61 to 1575 code for a protein of 504 amino acids. The record is from RefSeq and is a predicted model, not a curated record. NCBI's taxonomy places the organism in Eukaryota, Metazoa, Chordata, Mammalia, Chiroptera, Vespertilionidae. The transcript is spliced from 9 exons.